UUUAGGGAGGUUGUAAUUUUUAUUGACACAUUCAAGUAGCUUUUAUGCUAGUUUCAAUGAAGUUUUUCUACGCAAUUGGUUUUGUUUAUUAAUUAGUUAAUUUUCAGCAAUGAUACUUCAGAAAUAGACAUUUGUGUUCAUUUGUAACCCUUUGUUUGGACGUAAAUAUCAACAUUGACCAUCAUCAUGAGUGCUGUUGCUCAAAUGCAAAGUGGCUUAAGCAAACUGAAAAAGAAACAUAUUAGGGUAAAACAUCAGAAAGUAAAAUUAUUUCGUGCCAAUGAACCCAUUCUUUCCGUUUUUAUGUGGGGCGUCAAUCAUACGAUAAACGAGCUUAGUCAUGUGACAAUACCCGUCAUGUUGCUGCCUGAUGACUUCAAAUCAUAUUCAAAAUUAAAAGUAGAUAACCAUCUUUUCAAUAAGGAAAACAUGCCAAGUCAUUUUAAAAUUAAAGAAUACUGUCCAUUAGUUUUUCGUAAUCUUAGAGAAAGGUUUAGAAUUGAUGAUCAGGACUAUAAAGAAUCCAUGACAAGGUCUCAACCGGUUCUGGUGGAUUCCCCGGGCAAGUCUGGUGCCAACUUCUACCAAUCAUAUGAUCGGUUAUUCAUUGUCAAGACUUUAACCAGCGAAGAAGUGGAAAGAAUGCACUCGUUUCUCAAACAGUAUCACCCUUACAUAGUGGAAAGGCACGGCAAAACACUAUUGCCGCAAUACUUAGGAAUGUAUCGACUGACUGUAGAUGGAGUAGAACACUAUAUGGUGGUCAUGAGGAAUGUAUUUAGUAAUCACUAAACACAUAAGAAAUUCGACUUGAAAGGCUCGACUGUAGAUAGAGAGGCCUCGGACAGGGAGAAAGAGAAGAACCUGCCUACUUUCAAAGACAACGACUUUGUCAAGGAAGACAAAAUAUACAUUGGAGACGAUGCCAAGGACAAACUGCUCGAUACGCUUACUGCUGACGUUGGCUUCCUGACGAAGCUGCACCUGAUGGACUACUCGCUGCUGCUGGGCAUCCACGACUGCGUGAAGGCGGAGGCGGAAGGCGGCGACCUGGGCGACCUGGACGACAUCGGGGGCGGUGACAUGGACGAGGACGAAGACAGCGAGGGAGGCGGCGGUGCGGGGGCCGACAAAUUGCCGUGGGGCAGCACACCACCCGACUCGCCCCACCAGCUGCUCAGGGAGACCAGUCUGCAGUACGAGGGCGGCAUUGUGCCCGAGCUCGAUAUCUACGCUAUUCCCAGUUCUGAGAAUGCGCCAGUAAAGGAGAUCUACUUCCUGGCACUGAUCGACGUGCUGACUCACUACGGCGUGAAGAAGCAGGCGGCCAAGGCUGCCAAAACGGUCAAGUACGGCUCCAACGUGGACGGCAUCUCCACCUGCGACCCCGAGCAGUACGGCAAACGGUUCAUAGAGUUUGUUAGCAAGGCCAUUGAAUAG
Messenger RNA from Nilaparvata lugens (brown planthopper), 1440 nucleotides. RefSeq names its product phosphatidylinositol 5-phosphate 4-kinase type-2 alpha. Gene Ontology annotation, molecular function: phosphatidylinositol kinase activity. Lineage: Eukaryota; Metazoa; Arthropoda; Insecta; Hemiptera; Delphacidae. The record is from RefSeq and is a predicted model, not a curated record. Gene Ontology annotation, biological process: phosphatidylinositol metabolic process.